GUUACGUCAUCUACGUUACCUUGUGGCUCUCUUCGAAGGGUGGGCGGAGCUGUCGGCCGUUAGAUUUUAACAACGUCAUCUUCUGUAACAAGCUUUCUCCCCGUUGCUGCUAAAAAGCUCUCGAUAGUAGUUCUAGUUGUAAGCAGGCCCUCGUGGGACAAAUCAGAUUAUUACGGAGGGAUUUUCACGUGUGACGUAACGGCUUUAUCCUGCCAAACACUCGCAACAAGACGAGCGUUUCUUGUUCAUUCGCUCGGGUUCGCUCACCGCCUUCGCUCAAGCGUCCACUUAAACGACAGCUCUUAGUAGUAAAUUAGGCGGCGUCUAGCGCUGCCGCUUCGUUUCGCUCGCGCAGAGCGAAGUGUACGUAUCUAAUGCAGUGGGGCGCCGCUCGUGCGGCACUUCUCUCCUGUCCCUGCCUCUCAACACCUCUCCUUAGCUCUCCGGGACUUCACUAUGACUCCUUAGACAGGUCCUCGCCCCCGAGAGAAGCGGAACACCGGCGGAAACAUGGCUUCUUUUCUCCAGAUCGCUGAUGACGAGAAAGGCUACGAACUGGAGCUCUUCUGCAUCCCCAGACAUUAUGAAAACGAUCUAGACAAGGUGAUCAUCCCUCAUGGACUCAUCAUGGACAGGACAGAGCGUCUUGCCCGAGACAUAAUCCAGGACAUGGGAGGACACCACAUAGUGGCACUGUGUGUGCUAAAAGGCGGCUAUAAGUUCUUUGCAGACCUCCUGGACUACAUAAAGGCACUGAACCAGAACAGUGAUAAAUCAGUCCCACUCACUGUGGAUUUCAUUAGGGUGAAGAGCUACUGUAAUGACAAGUCAACAAAUAAGGUCAAAGUCAUUGGAGGAGAUGAGCUGUCCAGUCUGGAAGGCAAGAAUGUUUUGAUCGUAGAGGAUAUUGUUGAGACGGGGAAGACGAUGCAAACACUACUGUCCUUACUGGGUAAAAGUAGUCCCAAGAUGGUUAAAGUUGUAAGCCUUUUGGUGAAGAGGACACUGCGCAGCACAGGCUACAGACCAGACUACUUCGGCUUCGAGGUACCAGAUACCUUUCUCGUGGGCUACGCUCUGGAUUAUAACGAGUACUUCAGGGAUCUCAGCCACAUCUGCGUCCUGAACGACCAAGCCAAGGAGAAGUACAGAGUGUGAGCAGAUGUACGCUGCAGAAGCCACUGCUGCAUAUUUGAAUGACAACUGUGACGAACCUCCUCGGCUUUGCUGUUUCUUUUUUUUAUUUGUAUUUUUUUUUUACCCAAGAAACCAAAAAACAAAACAUUUUAGUUGUAUGUUGUAAAUGUAAAUAGAUCAGAGUGGAUUUAUUUUGCAGCUAUUCAUAAGUUAGUUUUAAAUAUAGAACAUAUUUUGUUUGUUGUAAUUUAUUAUACUUUUUAUUUUAAUUUAAGUGCGUUUGUUACUUUAUCUGGGAGGACAGUGUUGUACUGUUACCUAAAAUGCCAGUCUCCUCCUUUGCGUAAAAAACAAAGAUUUGGAUUGUUUACUGUAUUCAUCUAUCAUAUGCAAUGUUUUCACAAAGAACCUGUUUACAGCAAUACGAAUAUAUAUAAAUAUAUUAUUUUUUAGGUUUCUGCCACUGAUGGUGCAAUUUACAGUUUUACAGAGCAUACUAGUACUUUAAGUUACAUUGAAGAAACAUAUGUUUCUACCUGUCCACAAUUCAUUAUUUUUUUUCCAAAGUGUUAUGUUUGCACCAGAUGAUGAAGAAAUAAGAAAAUAAAUUAAAAGGAAUUUGCAUGUAGUGAAAUAAAAUUGUAUGGUUUACUACCAGGGACAAAUGACCAAUCAGCCUCGUCACAAAAUCAUUUACCAUCAUUCCCAAGUGUCAAAUCUUAUGUCAGUUUUAUAGUUGUAUUAGGGGUUCCUAGAAUCCCUCCCCAAACUAGAAACAGUGGACUCAGAAAAGUCUUUAGAACAGAUGAGAGGAAAGACGUUUGAUUUUUUAUUUUAUUAAUGUAGCAGCAGGAUUACAGAUAUAAACAGAAGAGUAUACAAAUGUCAAUAACAAGGCAAAGUACAUGUUAAUAGUUUGAAUGUAUGAUAACACACCAGGUUUGACCUUUUGUCCCUACUGCGGGGUCUUAAGGCUAAGAUAUUUAAAAGCCCAAACUACGGCAAAUGGAUAAAAGAGAACUGUCGAGAGUACACGAAAUAGGAUGCAAACUAGGAAGGGUGAGCGAAACGAUUACACGAGAGAUAUAGCUCACAUGGUUGGCAAUUAACAGUUAAAAAGUAGAGUUUUUCUCUGAUCAAGCGUUUCACAGCAACAACAGUAAUGUCAACAAGCACAUCAACACAAGAAAGCACUCGAUGAAAACCCAUCUUCUCAUGGACGUCUCCUUUUUCACAUCUAUAAAUCUCACCAGGCGUGGGUGGGGG
Messenger RNA from Cynoglossus semilaevis (tongue sole), 2403 nucleotides. It is a transcript of the gene hprt1l, whose product is annotated as hypoxanthine phosphoribosyltransferase 1, like. The record is from RefSeq and is a predicted model, not a curated record. Gene Ontology annotation, molecular function: magnesium ion binding; hypoxanthine phosphoribosyltransferase activity. Gene Ontology annotation, cellular component: cytosol. Lineage: Eukaryota; Metazoa; Chordata; Actinopteri; Pleuronectiformes; Cynoglossidae. Gene Ontology annotation, biological process: hypoxanthine metabolic process; purine ribonucleoside salvage; GMP salvage. The transcript is spliced from 9 exons. The coding region runs from base 511 to 1158 and encodes 215 amino acids.